Molecule: messenger RNA, 1049 nt
Organism: Sipha flava (yellow sugarcane aphid)
Lineage: Eukaryota; Metazoa; Arthropoda; Insecta; Hemiptera; Aphididae
Product: parkin coregulated gene protein homolog
Exons: 1
Coding region: 239-919 (226 amino acids)
Molecular function (GO): Hsp70 protein binding; Hsp90 protein binding
Source: RefSeq, a predicted model, not a curated record
AUUUGGACUUAUUUUGUAUUUGAUCAAUAACUGUAUCAUAGUAACCAAAUAACAUUCAUUAAAAGAAUAGUGCUACUUCUAAACUUACCUUAUUGUACAUAAUUUGAAAUAUUGAUAAUAUUUUUAAUGUUUUUUAUAAUAUUUUUUUUGAUAACUACAAAGUUCAUAGUAUAAAUUAGUGUGUUAUUCAAAUAUUUUUAAUCAGUUAUUUAAUUAUUUAAAUAUUUCUUAUUCUGUUAUGAAAUCAUUAAAAUCACGAACCAAGCGCAUAGUUCCACCAUUUAGCUCUCAAUCACGUCAGCCAAAUACAGUUGUUGCUGGCCCCCCACGAACACGCUCAUGUCAAACACCAAUUGGAAAUACUGCAUUUCGACGAUAUUACGAUAGAGGUGAUUUUAUGUUAUCCGUUGAUAGUGGACGAGUUAUGUGGAAAACACCAUUUGAAAAAAUAGAUUAUCACCAUUAUUUACCAAUAUUUUUUGAUGGAUUACGUGAAAUUGCAUACCCAUAUCGAGCAGUGGCUGAGCGUGGAGCCAUAGAUAUGUUAAAAAAUGGUACACCAGAUCGUAUACUACCUGUUGUGCCCCAACUAAUCAUUCCAAUAAAAUUAGCACUUAACACAGGUCAUCCAGAUGUAGUAAUAGCUACAUUAAAAAUGAUACAAACAUUAGUGACAUCAGCUGACAUGGUUGGAGAAGCUCUAGUGCCUUAUUAUAGACAAAUACUGCCUCCUCUAAAUGUAUAUAAGAAUCUAAACAAAAACACAGGAGAUGGUAUUGAUUAUGCACAAUAUCAACAAGAAGAUAUUGGAGACUUAGUGAAUAAUACUUUAGAAAUUCUUGAAAGACAUGGAGGCGCUCAUGCUUUUAUUAAUAUUAAAUACAUGAUUCCAACUUAUGAGUCAAGUAUGGUUAAUUAAAAUAUUAAGUUUAAGUACCUAUAAUUACUAAAAAUGUUCUUUGAAAAAAUUAUUUAUAUUCUUUUAAAAGCAUAUCUUAGAAGUAUUAGUAUAAGAUAUUUGUUAAAUAAAUUAGUUAAAUAUUUUGAGG